AUGGCUUUCUCUGCACGUUUGUUUAACACAAUAGGUAAAGUUGGUUUGGGAGUAGCUGUCGCUGGUGGUGUAAUUAACUCGAUGCUAUACAAUGUCGAUGGUGGUCAUCGUGCAGUUAUCUUUGAUCGAUUUCAAGGAGUAAAACCUGAUGUUAUUGGAGAAGGUACACAUUUUAUGGUUCCAUGGUUACACAGACCGAUUAUAUUUGAUAUUCGUACAAGACCAAGAUCAGUUCCAUCUAUAACAGGAACAAAAGAUUUGCAAACCGUUAACAUAACAUUACGUAUACUAUAUCGACCAAGAGCUGAAUUUUUACCAAAAAUUUUCUCUACUCUUGGCUUGGAUUACGAAGAACGUGUAUUACCAUCGAUUACAAAUGAAGUUUUGAAAUCCGUUGUAGCUCAGUUUGAUGCUAUUGAAUUAAUCACCCAACGUACGUUGAUAUCACAACGUGUUAGUGAAUUAUUAACCGAACGUGCAUCUCAGUUUGGAUUAUUGUUAGAUGAUAUUUCAAUUACACAUUUAACGUUUGGUCCAGAAUUUACAACUGCUGUGGAAGCUAAACAAGUUUCUCAACAAGACGCAGAAAAACAACGUUUUCUCGUUGAAAAAGCUGAACAAACUCGUCAGGCAAAUGUAAUCGCAGCUGAAGGAGACGCCAAAGCAGCAGAUUUGAUCGGGCGUGCUUUAUUUGAAGCUGGAGAUGGUUUAAUCGAACUCCGUCGAAUUGAGGCUGCCGAAGAUAUUGCAACACAACUAGCCAGAUCAAGAAAUAUCGUCUAUUUACCUCAUGGACCACAAAUGCUCUUAAAUAUCUCUGGCAAUUAG
Didymodactylos carnosus is the source of this 828-nucleotide messenger RNA. The record is from the annotation of a GenBank genome assembly. NCBI's taxonomy places the organism in Eukaryota, Metazoa, Rotifera, Eurotatoria, Philodinida, Philodinidae.